AUGGAGAAAAAUUCCGUGGAAUUGGGAUGGUGGACCAAUCCGAAUUUAUUCACAGGUUGCUCGCACAGGUACAUGGUACUCGAAAUCAAACAUUUUGUAAAUUAUGUUCACCCUUUUGCAUUAAUAAAUUAACCUUUUCGCAGGUAACGGUACACGUACCUUCUUGCAAGCUAAAUCCACCAUUUUUCACGAAGCCAAAAAUUUGUUGCCUUAAGCCGUUGUAAUAAAAAUAAAAUCCGAUGUAAAGAUAUUAUUCCAUAAGGAAUGAAAAUUUUAUUGCACGUUAAACAACCAAGAAUAACGUAAAAUGACACGAAAUUAACAUAAAAUAUUUAUUUAACGUAUUUAAAAGUACUUGUAUAAAAGUGUGUAGAUCCAUUCACAUAUGUUCAUAUAAUAAUUAUGACAAUCUGUGAGAGUGAUAGUUGCAACAGGAUGAUUAACAACAUCUAUCAAAUGUCCAUGGUUUGAAGGAUCAAAAUAUUUCUUGCGUGGAAUUCAACAUUUGAAAAAGUAAUUCAUAGUGGUGGAAAUAUAAAUAAGGCGCGCCUUGUAAAAAUAAAUAAAUUACGCACUUCCUGAAUUUCGUAAAGGCCGAGGGCUGGCUCGCAUAAAUAAAACCACAAAAGUGACUUCACUUUUCUAUCACCCACCGAAGGUGAAUUUGAUUUUCAAAAGGGUUAAUUAAAAGGGUUACAAAUUCUUUGUUCAUGUAAAUAAAGUAUUCAGCUUCUAAUGAUAUUUUCUGAAAAGGAAAAACGAAGAAAAUAAAAAGAAACGUAAGAUAUACCCUCUGUUGCUGAAAAUCACAGUGAAAGGGAAAAUGCUGAUUCAAUUCAAAUAAUUAAUUAGACAAUCUCCGAUCGUCUCACUUUGGAAUAUCGUGGAAAACGAACGAUCCGGAAACACACGGAGCUUUCCCCUGUUUCAAAAACACGACAAAGGCAGAGGUGCUCUUUGCCCCAACGAAACGAAAGUUUUAUGGAGGACGAAUUGGUACCAAUCGUACCCAACCAAUUCCAGUUUUAUUUACAGCUGAAAACCCUUACGUUGCUUCGUGGAGUAAAGAUUCAAAGGUGAGAGAACGCAGCGCUCGCAGCGUUCCCAUGGGACAAUCGCGAGCAUCGCGCUCCUCGCUAAGCGCCGGCACGCCAGACAGCUUAAGCGACAACGAAAGUUCCUUCAAGCUUGGUUCCGCCAGAAAAACGAGUACACCUUACAGAAGCUCCGUGACACCGGGUGGUAGUCGACCAUCGAGUAGGCCAACUUCGAGACCGACGUCCAGACCAACAAGUAGACCCGGAAGUAGGCCUGCAUCCAGACAAGGAAGCAAACCACCGAGCCGUUACGGUUCUACGCAGUCGUUAGAUAGCACUGAUUGAAAGUACACCUAAAAUACUUUUACGCAUUCGAUUAAUAGUCCAAUCUCCACUAGUGACUAUUGUUUACACGCGACGAGACAUGCUUUCCAUCAACUUUUCAGCAUACGAGAAGCAAAAUCUCCAUAUUUCUCGAAUACGCCGUAAUAUGUACUUUGAUCACAGUUCAAAACGAUUCGAUCAAUGUGAGCCGUAUUCCACGUAGAACCGCGAUAAGCACGACAGGGAAUACUCCCUCAUCCAGUAGACACAAUAGCGUUUCAGGGAAGCGUUUGUCUGUGAACGGUUCGAGUUCACGGCCACGAACACCUACCGGCUUGGUUAGUCCUGCCAGUGGUGUUCCAGCAAGCCGCUCAAGGAUUCCCGUGUAUGUGGGCACAGAUAUAAAAUCCCCACAAUCGACGACCAGCAAUAUUUCUACUCAUUCUACGCAAAGCAACUAUUCGACGGUUUCUACCGAUUCCACCGGAACAAGGACACCGUCCAGCGGGUCGAGCACUCCACUGCCGCCAUCCUUGAAGCUAUCUAGGAAACCUUCCGGAGCAUCGGACACGUCCGUGUCGACGACACCAGCCAGCAAACGAAAAGGCAAACCAACACCGAUCGACCAACGGGCGCCAUUCCGAUUGUAG
This is a messenger RNA of Heterotrigona itama, 2011 nucleotides long. The record is from the annotation of a GenBank genome assembly. NCBI's taxonomy places the organism in Eukaryota, Metazoa, Arthropoda, Insecta, Hymenoptera, Apidae.